Molecule: messenger RNA, 3106 nt
Organism: Numida meleagris (helmeted guineafowl)
Lineage: Eukaryota; Metazoa; Chordata; Aves; Galliformes; Numididae
Gene: TNFRSF8
Product: TNF receptor superfamily member 8
Exons: 9
Coding region: 1145-2359 (404 amino acids)
Molecular function (GO): protein binding
Source: RefSeq, a predicted model, not a curated record
CCACGUGUAUCUGCAGAACUGCUGCUUGGCCCUGCAGAGAAGUGCAGUUUCACGAAUCACGGUUUGGUGUAGAUCCAGAUGCAAAUUUGUUCUCUUCUUCCCUGCCCCUGGUGGGUCUGCAUGCAAACUGUCUUUAAAUUGCAAACAAGGUAGCUUGCUAGAAUUUUGUCUGGUUUUUUUUAUUGGUUGGUUUGGCACUCAGAAGUAGCUAGAGGUAGGCAGGUCCAAGAAGUAACGCCUGCUUGCCUCAGGAUAUGAAGUAGUGCGGUGAUUUUAGCCUGUGAUCAAAGGCACGAGGUAGUAAAUGACGGUGCAGAAAAUCUGUCGUCACGCUGGUAGUCAAAACAGUUCAGAAAGCAUCUCACGUGAGAAGUGGAAGGUUCACGUGUCAGGGGACAGAGAGAGCUUUGCCAGAAGCUGUGACUCAGGGCCACGUGAGGUCAGGAGCAUGAAACACGUUUGUGAAUGAGAGCUCUGGAAAUGUCUGAAACUCCCCCUCAGUGGAUGGGGCAUUUUAUGGUGCUUCACCAUCACCAAUCUUUUCUUUAAGAAGUGCGGCCUCCCCCCUCUCUCUCUUCUUUCUUUCUCACUUCUUUCUUUCUUUUAUUAUUUUUUUUCAGAAGGGAAAUUUUUGACAUUUAUUUGUGCUAUAAAAAGAAGGUUAGUGCUUGGUUACUAGCAUUUGCAUGCAGUUACAUCAGGGACUUCCUUUACUGCUUUGGUGCACUCCACUAGAAUCAUUCAGAAAAUGGAUGAGUAAGCAAGAGCAAGGGAUGGAGAAACUGCUCCUGUAGAAGAAGAAAAGGGGCAGGGGCUCUGGGCCACUCGGAGGGGAACAAGCUCUUUUCUCCUUCAAAAGCUCCCACAGUGACAGAAGUCAUAGCUGGGGCUUGUGAAAAGCAGAGAUGCAAUCUGCAGCUGGCUGUCAUGAGCCACCGUUCUCAAACAUUUCACUUCUGCAAUCAGCUCCAGCCUUCAAAAGAACAGACUUAGAAAAGCAGUUUUGAGAAGGUGGGGGUGAUGUGGUUAGGGCUUGUCUGGCAGUAUUUAUAGGGCCAAAUAGGAAGUGGCUGUUUUGACUUGUGCUCCUACACUGUGCUUGCCGAAAUGAAUAGUAGGCUAUGCUAAAAAGAAAUCAUGUCCCAUGGAUCCGAAUGAAGAUUGCAUGAGAUGUGGACCCGAGCAAUACUUGAAUGAAGCAUCCCAAAAGCCACGAUGUGAUGCUUGUGUAUUAUGCACAAAAGAAUCUGACCUCGUGGAGAAGGUGCCCUGCUCCUUCAACUCCAGCCGGGUGUGUGAGUGCCGACCAGGUCUGUUCUGCCAGACCCCUGUUAAGAACACUUGCAUGCGAUGCCAGCAGCACACUGCUUGCAAGCCUGGGUUUGGAGUCAAACUCAGAGGCACCUCAGAGACUGAUGUUUUGUGUGAAGAAUGCCCUCCUGGGACCUUCUCUGACCAAAGCUCCAGCACUGACAUCUGCAAGCCCCACACAGACUGUGCCAAGUUGAACAAAGUAGCACAAGGCAAAGGAAAUGCCACACAUGAUCAGGUUUGCAUGGACCAAUUGCCCACCUACCUCACCCCAGACACUUCCUCCAUCAGAUUCAGCAAUGAGACAAAUGACUCCGACGUGCUGAGGCUUCAGGCAAACCUGGUGACCCUUGCUAGUAUUCUUUCAAGUGCCACAACUGAAAAUCCCAGCUCAACUCCUGAGGAGGAAGCUCUGGCUGGCACUUUUCCCACCUCAGCCAAGGGGGAGACGACAACAAGAGGUCUUCUUUUCUGGGGAGCGGUGCUCUCUGUGAUGGUGCUGCCUGUGGGCAUGCUGUUAUUUUGGCAAUGGAAGGUCUGCAAGAAACGGAUCCUCGUCCUCAAAGAAAAGCGUUCUGAUCUAGUGGACACAUAUGCAAAGAUCGCACUGACCACUGACAAAUGUCCAGAAGAGGAGGAGUUAACUGACAGAACCCUCCCUUUGGAAACCAACAACAACUUGAUCUCCAGCACUGAAAAAGCGGGUAGUCCUGUUCUGAGUCUGACUGAAGUGGCACAGAGCAAUGGAAAAGCCCCAGAUUGCCCCAUUGAUUCUCGAGUGAGAGACCACACCAGUAAUCAAAUCGGAAAAAUAUUCAUCAUGAACGCCGAUACUGUUAUUGUGGGGUCUUCAAAAACGCCUGGUAUCAAGAACUGUGCUGCUAGGGGAUAUGAAAGUGACGUUGAUAUCCAGGAAAAGAUGGAAGAGGAACUGCCAAUGCACUAUCCAGAGCAGGAGACAGAGGUUUUUCCGGGGAACGAUGUCAUGGUUCCUGUGGAAGAGGAGGGAAAGGAAUUCCAUCACCCCACCACUGCCACUGAAAAGUGAUCUCCUGCUGAGGAGGUGUGCGAAGCUACAAAAACAUCCAGUGUGACAGUAAGCCUGAACGUCCCACGAGGGAUGAAAACACAGCGUGUCUUACACAACCUGAAGACUCACGUGAAGCACCAAAAACAUUCAACUUAUUUCAUCCAGCCAAUGAGAGGAUUGUCCAAACCACCGGUUCACAUCAAAUAUUUUUCUCUUUUCCUUGCUCUCCCAGUAUCACGCUGGAAACAAACUGGAAUCAUAGUUACGGAACUCAGAGGACUUCCAGAUGCUAACUCAAGUUGCACAGCUUGCUUUCUCUGCAUGAAGUGGUGGAAUUAAGCUGGUUACUUCUAUUAGCUCUGAAAAUUCUGGCCGGAAUUCUGAGUUAAUUUGAGACCCAGCCAUGGUUCACAUUUGUACUCCAUUGUACUUUAGGCCAAUCCUUCUAUUUUUUUUUUUAAUGCCUGAUUCGUGUUUCUUCAAAACAUUUGUAAGUGCAGAGAACGUCCUCUUCUGACUGAAGUCGAAGUGGCUGAACGUUUGGAUGCUGAAUGAACUGCGGGUGAAGGGCAACGUUGAAUCUGUCAAAGCGGAAAAGAAGAAAAACUGGUUUUCUACAAAAAGGACAGAAAAGGAGGCACAGCAUCUAUUUCCUUUACCCUCGUUAAUAUCUGCUCGUUUUAGAAGAAUUAUUCGCAGUCGUCACAGUGACGCUGAUUUGCAUGUCUGUUCUUCAGAAAUAAUUCUGUUUGGUUUUGUGGUCAA